This is a messenger RNA of Pezoporus flaviventris, 1970 nucleotides long. RefSeq names its product deltex E3 ubiquitin ligase 1 (gene DTX1). Bases 33 to 1856 code for a protein of 607 amino acids. Gene Ontology annotation, molecular function: ubiquitin protein ligase activity; zinc ion binding. Gene Ontology annotation, cellular component: nucleoplasm. The record is from RefSeq and is a predicted model, not a curated record. Gene Ontology annotation, biological process: protein ubiquitination; Notch signaling pathway. The transcript is spliced from 9 exons. NCBI's taxonomy places the organism in Eukaryota, Metazoa, Chordata, Aves, Psittaciformes, Psittacidae.
GAGGCGCUGCCCCCGUGUCGCUGUGCCCCGGCAUGGCGCGGCAGGGAGCGGGGGCCAUGCUGCCCGCCGGGGGCCUCGGCUUCCCCCCGCAGAACCUGGCCCGGGUGGUGGUGUGGGAGUGGCUGAACGAGCACGGGCGCUGGAGGCCCUACUCGGCCGCCGUGUGCCACCACAUCGAGAACGUGUUGAAGGAGGAUGCGCGCGGCAGCGUGGUGCUGGGCCAGGUCGAUGUCCAGCUGGCGCCCUACAUCAUCGACCUCCAGUCCAUGCACCAGUUCCGGCAGGACACGGGGACCAUGCGCCCCGUCCGGAGGAACUUCUAUGACCCCUCCUCAGCGCCGGGGAAGGGCAUCGUGUGGGAAUGGGAGAACGACAACAGCUCCUGGACCCCGUACGACAUGGACAUCUGCAUCACCAUCCAGAACGCCUACGAGAAGCAGCACCCCUGGCUCGACCUCUCCUCCCUGGGCUUCUGCUACCUCAUCUACUUCAGCAGCAUGUCCCAGAUGAACCGGCAGACGCAGCGCAAGCGCCGGCUGCGGCGCCGCAUGGACCUGGCCUAUCCCCUCACCAUGGGCUCCAUCCCCAAGUCCCAGUCGUGGCCCGUGGGCACCAGCACGGGGACUCCCUGCUCCUGCCCCCAGUGCCUGCUGGUCAACAGCACCCGCGCUGCCUCCAACGCCAUCCUGGCCUCCCAGCGCCGCAAGCUGUACCCGGGGGCCGUGCGGCAGAGCAGCACCUUCGCCGGCCCAGCCCUAUGGCCCGUGGGCACGGGCGGCGCGGCCAAGGGCGAGGGGCUGCGGGUGCCCGGGGCCGGCUUCGCCCCCAGCCCCAACGCGCCCGGCUCAGCGCCGCUGCCGGGGCUCAACAACCUCAACCGGCCCGGGAGCCAGCGCGGGGCUGCGAUCGGCGCCCGAGCCACCGUGCCCGCAGGGGUCCCAGCUCUCCCAGUCAAGAACCUGAACAGCACCGGCCCCAUCCACCCGGCCCUCGCAGGGAUGACGGGAAUCCUCAUGUGCGCUGCGGGGCUGCCCGUCUGCCUGACCCGUGCCCCCAAACCCAUCCUGCACCCGCCGCCCGUCAGCAAGAGCGACAUCAAACCCGUGCCCGGCAUCAACGGCAUCUGCAGGAAGACCAAGAAGAAGCACCUCAAAAAGAGCAAGACCCCCGAGGACGUGGUCCGUCGCUACAUCCAGAAGGUGAAGAAUCCCCCGGAUGAGGACUGCACCAUCUGCAUGGAACGCUUGGUCACCUCCUCCGGCUACGAGGGUGUGCUCAGCCACAGGGGCAUCAAGCCGGAGCUGGUGGGCAGGCUGGGCCGGUGCGGGCACAUGUACCACCUCCUCUGCCUGCUGGCCAUGUACAACAACGGCAACAAGGACGGCAGCCUGCAGUGCCCCACGUGUAAGGCCAUUUAUGGGGAGAAGACGGGCACGCAGCCCCCCGGGAAGAUGGAAUUCCACCUCAUCCCCCAUUCCCUCCCGGGCUACACCGACUCCAAAACCAUCCGGAUCGUCUACGACAUUCCCACCGGGAUCCAGGGCCCCGAGCAUCCCAAUCCCGGGAAGAAGUUCACGGCGCGCGGCUUCCCGCGGCACUGCUACCUGCCCGACAAUGAGAAGGGCAGGAAGGUGCUGAAGCUGCUGAUCGUGGCCUGGGACCGGCGGCUCAUCUUCACCAUCGGCACCUCCAACACCACGGGCGAGUCGGACACGGUGGUGUGGAACGAGAUCCACCACAAGACCGAGUUCGGCUCCAACCUCACGGGCCACGGCUACCCGGACCCCAACUACCUGGACAACGUCCUGGCCGAGCUGCUGGCCCAGGGCGUCUCCGAGGCCACCCUGAAGGACUGAGGCCACGGUGAGGGGCUCCCGCCGCCUCCUCACCCCCCCCACCCCCCCGUGCCCCACAGCCGCCUCCUGCGCCGCUUCGCUGCCGACUCCGCAGCCCAGCCGGGUGGGCUCGGG